Laccaria bicolor S238N-H82 is the source of this 225-nucleotide messenger RNA. RefSeq lists its product as uncharacterized. The record is from RefSeq and is a predicted model, not a curated record. The transcript has a single exon. Bases 1 to 225 code for a protein of 74 amino acids. Lineage: Eukaryota; Fungi; Basidiomycota; Agaricomycetes; Agaricales; Hydnangiaceae.
AUGGCUUACAUCAAGACCGGUAACAUUCAAGUAGGUUUCGGGCUGCUGGAAAUCAGUGCUAAGGAUGGUGAGACCUUGAUAGUGUUUGAAAGUCCGGUUCGGUCCGGUUUUUUGAUGCCCAGGGGCGUUAACCGUAACCGUAACCGGUCUGCAUUUUCCCCAGAAGUCAAAAGACCAGACCGGACCGCAAAAAGACCGCAGACCGCGGUUUUUUGCGGUCUAUAG